This is a messenger RNA of Colletotrichum karsti, 1587 nucleotides long. Its product is annotated as histone deacetylase. Lineage: Eukaryota; Fungi; Ascomycota; Sordariomycetes; Glomerellales; Glomerellaceae. The transcript has 2 exons. Bases 1 to 1587 code for a protein of 528 amino acids. The record is from RefSeq and is a predicted model, not a curated record. Gene Ontology annotation, molecular function: NAD+ binding.
AUGAAGACACAGCGGGCGGCGAAUAAGGCCGCCACGGUCAAGAAGCGCAACAGCAACAACAACAAACCCAAGACGGGCGCCGCGUACAAGGUGGACACUUUCACAGUUCCCGAGAACCCAACCCUCGACGACAUCAAGCACGCCGUCGGUCUUCAAGAACUUGACGCACGCGUCAAGGAUUCGAAGGAAUCAUGCUGGGAAACAGAGUCCUUGCUCGAAGACGCUCUCGCAGAGCUGGGCGAUGCCAAACUCUCCUCGGUUGAUCCCGACACCUGCACGCCUGACGAGGCCAUGGUCCUGCGCCACCAACUGAGAGCACUCGGUCCCGCAGAAUUCUGUAGAAGGACCGUUGAUGCCGGCGCCUACACAGCCAAGAAGUUGCUGUCGGCCUUUGGCAUCAAACCACCGCCAUUCCUCGAGGGCGCCGAAGAUGAGGCCUACUUCAGUAUUUUGUCGCUCGCAAUCAGCCGCGAGUUGUCAAAACGCGCCAAGCUUUUCCGUUACAACACGGUCGAGGAUGCUGUCGAGCUGCUGAACAAGAGUAAAAACAUCAUUGUUCUCACUGGUGCCGGCAUUUCCACCUCGCUCGGCAUUCCCGACUUCCGCUCAAAGGGUACCGGUCUCUACUCACAACUCGAGCACCUGGGUCUCAAUGAUCCGCAAGAGGUCUUUGACAUUUCGGUCUUUAAGCAAGACCCGACAAUCUUUUACACCGUCGCCAAGGACAUCCUGCCGUCAACUAACCGCUUCACCCCAACCCAUGCAUUCAUCUCAAUGUUGCAGAAGAAGGGCAAGUUGCUCACCAACUACACUCAGAACAUCGACAACCUCGAAGCCAAGGCUGGUAUCUCUCCCGACAAGAUGAUCCAGUGCCACGGCUCUUUCGCGACUGCCACCUGCGUCCAGUGCGGGUUCAAGUGCGUCGGCGAUGAGAUAUUCCCUGAUAUCAAGGCAGGCAAGAUUCCGCGGUGUCCCCAGUGCAUCAAGUCCCUUCGUCCCAACGGCAACACGAAGCGCAAGCGCUCUGCUGGUACCGAGAGAAAGCGACGUCGCUUCAGCUCCGACGACUCAACGUCCGACGAUGAGUACGACAUGCCUAGCGUGGGUGUCAUGAAGCCGGACAUUACCUUCUUCGGUGAGGCUCUGCCGGACGAGUUCAGCAGACGGUUGACGGAGCACGACCGCGACAAGGUUGACCUAGUCAUUGUCAUCGGCACAAGCUUGAAGGUGACGCCGGUAUCAGAAAUAGUGAGCUGGCUACCGGCAAAUAUCCCUCAGAUCUACAUCUCCCGACAAGCCGUCAACCAUAUCAACUUCGACAUCGACCUCUUGGGCGACUGCGAUGUUGUGGUUUCGGAACUGUGUCGUCGCGCGGGUUGGCCUCUGCAACAUGAGAUGGUUCCCGAGGACCAGGUCGUUGAGGUGAAGCCCGAAGGCAGUUGCGCGAGCAGACAUGUCUUCGAAGUCGUCAAGCCCGAAGUUCCGCAGGUGAAGGAAGAGCCCGUGAAGAAGCAAAGGGUGAACUUCGUGAAGCCGACGAAACCCGCGAAACCCACCAAGCCGGUGAAGCCUAGGAAGUCUACCUAA